UAUUGCUUAUUCGUAAUAUAAAUUAGGUUUACUGAUCAAUAUUUUACCAAGUUUAAAAAUAGUAGAAAAGCGAUAGCCUUUUUUCCUUCAAGGCCCAUUUCCGAUAUAGGAAACUUCAACCAUAGUGCUUCAAUUGUUUAGCAGUAGUUUGCAGUCCACUGCUGUUUGCGUAUAGUAGCUCGAAUUUUGUGAAUCCGAAUUUGUUUUCGGCCAUGUCCGCAACCACAUCGCAACAACGGGCUACAGAGGAAAGUUUCAGCAGCGAACCAAAUAAUGAAACUCCAGGGCCAAGUUCGCAAGUCGUUGAGCAAAAAGACGAAACCACGGAAGCUAAGAACAAUGAAUCUGCUCCCAGCACGCAGUCACCGGAAACUAAACUGGUCAAACACAACCUGAAAAAUGGAAGUAGCGAUACAUCAAAAUCAGAACGCGAAAAAAAGCUGAAACUUGACCGUGAGAAGCGAGCCAGGGAGAUGGCUUCAGCUUCAAAAGUCUGGUUGUCUAAGUCACCAAGAGGUCUUUCAUCAAGUGCAAAGAGGUUGCAGAAAGAACUGGCUGAUAUUACAUUGGAUCCUCCACCAAACUGCAGUGCUGGGCCAAAAGGAGACAACUUGUACGAGUGGGUUUCAACCAUUUUAGGACCUCCUGGCUCUGUAUAUGAGGGUGGGAUCUUUUUUCUUGACAUUCAUUUCACCCAGGAGUACCCAUUUAAGCCUCCCAAAGUUACGUUCCGUACUCGCAUCUAUCACUGUAAUAUCAACAGCCAGGGAGUAAUUUGCUUAGAUGUGCUGAAAGAUAAUUGGAGUCCAGCACUAACAGUUUCAAAGGUCCUGCUAUCAGUUUGCUCUUUACUUUCAGACUGCAACCCAGCUGAUCCGUUAGUUGCAAACAUUGCCACUCAGUAUUUCACCAACCGCGAGGAACAUGACAGAAUAUCACGGCAGUGGACACAGAAAUAUGCCACGUGAAUACUUGCAUCCUUUACUCCAUCCGAAUCAAAAGAACGCAUUUUGUAUAACAAUUCUAUACCGCCCUGUUCUUAGUUACGCAGAUACUUGUAGGUAACAAUGUUUGUUUAAUCCAGCUAUGUAUGUUGUUUUGGUUUCCUAUUGGUACUGUAACAUACCUGGCAGUUGUUUUGUUUUAAGAGCAUUUCACAAUUGAUUUUAAACGCCACUUAAAUUUUUACAACAUUUUUUGUAUUUGUUAAUAAUGAAAUAAAGGGACCAUGUUAAAAGGGAGCAUGUUAUACCUGAAUUUGCUAUCAAUGUACAUAAGUAAGUAACCUUACUUGGCUAGCAAUUAGGCACAUGUGAAGUUAAUCAACAUUCAAAGUGUGUUUCACAAAUGUAAAUGCCCAAAUUUGUAUGAAAUUCAUCUUGUUUUAAACACAUUCCUUUUUCGGUGUUGUUUUUCAACCUUUUUGUAUGGGUUAACAACUAACACAGUUCACUUUAGUGGCUCACGCUCACGCAUUUGCUUUUUUUCCUCCUUUCUGUGCAGUACAUCACAUGCAAUACAGCUUUAUGUACUUCAUUAG
Ciona intestinalis (vase tunicate) is the source of this 1540-nucleotide messenger RNA. Its product is annotated as ubiquitin-conjugating enzyme E2 E1. The record is from RefSeq and is a predicted model, not a curated record. NCBI's taxonomy places the organism in Eukaryota, Metazoa, Chordata, Ascidiacea, Phlebobranchia, Cionidae.